Trichomycterus rosablanca is the source of this 3966-nucleotide messenger RNA. It is a transcript of the gene zzz3, whose product is annotated as zinc finger, ZZ-type containing 3. The transcript is spliced from 12 exons. NCBI's taxonomy places the organism in Eukaryota, Metazoa, Chordata, Actinopteri, Siluriformes, Trichomycteridae. The record is from RefSeq and is a predicted model, not a curated record. Gene Ontology annotation, molecular function: zinc ion binding. The coding region runs from base 116 to 2761 and encodes 881 amino acids.
ACAGAAAACAUGGCUGCCGCCGAGUGCGCAGCAAACAGUUUGCGGAAAUGAGGUGCCCACGUUCUGCCACAGAGGAGAGCACCACGAUGAGGAGUCAGUAGGUACCCUCCAUAGUAUGGCCGCAUCCCGUUCUUCGCGUGUCACAAGAUCAUCAGUGGGGAUAAAUGGAUUGGACGAGAACUUUUGUGGCCGAACCCUCAGGAAUCGCAGCAUUGCCCAGCCGGAGGAGACUUCGCCGCCUUCCACACCCAGAUCUCGUUUGCCCUCGAAGAAGCAGGACAGCCAGCAGACAGGAACUCACUCGGGGAAGGUAGCCGAGGGAGAGACCUUUUUCAGCCCAAGGAAAAGGGGCCAGUCGGUCUCCGAAAAAGACGAGGAGAGGCCGGACACCUACGAAAGAGUUCGUGCUGGGGGAGGCCAGGACGCCUCCCCUCCUCUGAAGAAGGCUAAGCGCUGCUCUCGCUCAGGAGAAUCCCAUGGAACUGAGGAGGAACCUUCUCCCAAACCUGAGAGCCCUGAUUCUGCUGCAGCCAAGGUCAGUGAUGAGGACUGUAAAACGGACUCGGCUUUUAAAUCAGACCCGGUUUCAAAAUCACCCUCAGGCUCGGAACCUCCUCUCAGCCUUGACAAGGAGCGCGAGGAGGAAAAGAACGAACUCACGGAGGAGAACGUCUCUCUGUUGCAGGCCAGCGAUUCCCACAAGGCGACCAAUGGCCUGGCUGAGAUCCACAAUAAAGACUUAGAAUCUGCGGGUUUACCUGCAGAGCCCAGUGCCUGCCCUGCCACACCUACGAACUGUCCCUCACUGACCAAUGGCAGCCAGGUGGCAGCUUCAACUCUGGACCCCGUUGUGCCUUCUGCAUCCCCGCUUCAUGAGCGGGCGGACGUGUUCGAUGUCCCUCAGGCUGACGGAGAGAAAAACCGUUCACACGAGGAGGCCGCUGAAGCCGUGCUUUCUCUGGAGCCGGAGGUUGAGGUAGAGGUGGACGUGGUUGGGGACUCUGGCCAGGUCCAGAAUGACCACACUGUUGAGGAGAGUACCAACGGUGACCUGUUCGUGGAGCCGCAGGACCCUUCGGACGAUUGCUCAAAUAUCUCAGGGGAAACGGCAGGACUGGCCUCCCAGCUUCCCGCAGAGCCUCCUUCCUUCACAGAGCCUCAGGAACAUAGCUACACCUUGAGGACUUCCCCUCACCGCAACUCUUGUGUUAGCGGGCCCAGGUCCAGCUCCCCCAAGCCCGGUUCCCUACAUGCUGACAACGGUUUGCUGAAGGAGGAGGCCACCGCCAUUCCUCUCGACUUGGACGACUCGGCCUGCCGUAACGAACCUCAGAACCGUGGCCCGAGUCUUGCUAGCGAGGCCGACUGUAAAGACUCUGAACACUUACGGGCCAAGGACAGCGCAGAACUGGAUUUGUUGGAUAGCAGAGUUUCCAGAUCCACCAAAGAAGCUUCAGUCAGGCCGACGGAGGAGGACGAGACGGAGGAGGAGGAUCCCGAUGUCUACUAUUUUGAGUCGGAUCACUUGGCUCUUAAACACAACAAAGACUAUCAGAGACUGCUCCAGACCAUCGGUGUGCUGGAGGCUCAGCGAACACAAGCCAUCCUGGAUCUGGAGACGCUGGCUCGCCACCAGAAGAAGGCUCUGGUCAACCCCAUCGCCUUUGUGGACCAGCUUCAGAAACAGGCGGAACUGGGCUUGCCCUGCCCACAGAGAGUCGUCCAGCUUCCUGAAAUCGCAUGGGACCAAUACACCUCAGGCCGCGGUGACUUCGAAAGAGAGUUCUGCGACAAGAAGCGCAAGACGAGGCGGUUAAAGCUAAUCUUCGACAAAGUGGAAUUACCGGCAAGACCAAAAAGUCCAGUGGAUUCCAAGAAGGAGGGAGACAACUCCGCUUUAAAUUUGUCUCUACCGACCAGCGAUGCUCCAGAAAACAGCACGUCCAGCAACAGAGGACAGAUGAUCAGAGGAAGGCUGUAUCAUCAGAGCAAACCAGAAACGUUUAACCAGCUCUGGACGGUGGAAGAGCAGAAAAAGCUGGAGCAGCUGCUUCUCAAGUUCCCGCCCGAGGAGGUGGAGUCCAAACGAUGGCAGAAGAUCGCAGACGAACUGGGGAACAGGACGGCCAAACAGGUCGCCAGCCGAGUGCAGAAGUAUUUCAUCAAACUGACAAAAGCCGGCAUUCCAGUACCGGGACGAACUCCAAACCUGUGCAUGUACAACAAAAAGGUGUCCAACAAAAGGCAGCACCACUUGAACAAACACUUGUACCGACCAUCCACCUUUCUCACGUCCUACGAGCCGCCCGUCUACAUGGAGGAUGAGGACGAGCGUUCCAGCUUCUUCUGCAGUCUGCAGGACGGCAACAUGCCAGACUCGGAUGAUGAGAGCAUACCGGUGGAGCUGAGGCACCUACCAGAGUACAAGGAGCUGCAGGAGCUGCAGAGAAUCAGGAAGCAUAAGAUCCGGGAGCUGCACAGUGAGAGCUCGCUUCCCCAGCAUGUUGGCUACAAGUGUGAUGUGUGUGGCAUGGAGCCGAUCCAGGGAGUGCGGUGGCAUUGCCAGGACUGCCCGCAGGACAACGCCGUGGACUUCUGCGCCAACUGUGCUGACUGCACGUUCAAGACUGAGACCCACAAGCCGAGUCACCGACUGGAGCCGGUCCAGCAGACCGAAAGCUUCCUGGACAGAGACUACUGCCUGCCUGCGAGCACCGCCUACAACUACCUGGACCCCAACUACUUCCCUGCUAACAGAUGACAGGAGCAAGGUGGGCCGCUCAAACCCGGGUCCGGGCUCGGUUCAUCCAGUCGCCAGAGGCAGAUCCGCUCACAGCCGGAGGAUUCGUCAGGAGUCCUCUGCCCGAGCUAACACGCCCAUCUCCAACGCAAUGCCAGGAAUGUACGGCUGCGUCCCGAAUCGUCUCCACUCGCAACCCUCACCCUCCUGCUGUCAGCACAUGGUAGAAGUGCGACUGUGUGUGUGUGUGUGUGUACGUGUGUGUUGGUUUGUGUCUGUGCGUUUGUGUAUGUGUGUGUUGGCAGAGGCGAGGACGUGCUUCAGGCCGACACGGCGCCUCUAGCGUGCUCUUACUAGCUAAACACGAACGAGGGUGGAGAUGAAGGGGACUCGGUGCUGACUUUCCAUUCACACCAGAUUUUUAACCAGUCAGAGGAGGAUUUGCUAACCAGUCGGACGUUCUUAACGGUCAAAUCCCAGUCGACGGACCCUGAACACUUUUACUAAAAGCUGCUUGGGUUUCUUUUUUUUUUUUUUUUCGCACCCCAGCCUUACAUCAUGUUGAUCUUUUGUUUUUACCGUAAAGCUCCAACCCAUGAAGCACUACAGCACGGACGAGACCAGCGGAGACCAGCUAAUGCGCACUUGAUAGGUUUCAUAGCGUAUCUGUUAGCGUAUGAACGCGGGACGUCGUUUUCUUCCCCCCUUCCCUCUCAGUGUGUACUGUUGUCGAUCAUGUGGAGUAUACAAACGUACAGUGAAUCUAGCCAGUGGUAGGUGCUGUGCCAUUUAUUUUUUGAAUUUUUCUUUUUUCUUUUUUUUUUUUAAUCGUCUGUAUGAUUCCAUGUCUCAUUUUAGAAGAAGAGUUAAAAAAAGGAAAGGAGCUUGUGGUGGAGAACUUGCCCAAUCACGCAUAGUCUUUAUUUUUCCCCCUCGUGGUCCACAAGCAAAUUGUAUUUUUAUUGAUCUAUUUAAACGGCUACUUCGCCAGAAAAGAGUAAGAUACCGAGGCGGUGGCUGCUGCCGGCGUGGAACUUCCACCCAUGUUAUUUUAUACACACAGAUUUUGUUGUGCUUCGAGUAACCCGUUUCGUAUCGGAUCGUUUCGUUUAACCCACCCCCCUUCGCCCCGCUUCAAUAUCAAUGUAUAACAGUCUGUUCUUAAAUAAUGUUCACAUGUUAGAGAAGAACUGUGGAAAUUAAAGUAUGUGAAAAACGUUUCUACA